UCAGAAUUUCGAUCAAAUCACCUCCACUGAUUGCUCUCCUGUACAUCUACCCGUUCUUCUACAUCAAAAGUCUGAGAGAAGAAUUCAUGGUAGCAACUAUAUUGUCCAGCAUGAAAUCCAAAACUAACAUCGUGGGUUUCAUGGAUAUAUUGAAAUUCUGGUAUUGUCAAAAGUACAUCAGAACCACAGUGAAGAUGAGGAUAGUAGGAUUAACAGGUGGGAUAUCUUCAGGUAAAAGUACAAUUUCCAAUCUAUUCAAGUCUCAUGGAGUCCCCAUUGUUGAUGCUGAUCUCGUUGCUCGUGAUGUAUUAAAGAAAGGUACUGGCGGUUGGAAAAAAGUUGUUGCUGCAUUUGGACAUGAAAUUUUACUUGAUAAUACCGGUGAAGUCAAUAGACCACUACUUGGUCAAAUUGUAUUCUCCGAUCCAUCCAAACGACAACUUCUUAACCGGUUAUUAGCACCUUACAUUUCUAAGGGAAUCUUAUUGGAAGUGCUUAAACUAUGGAUUAAGGGUUAUAGCGUUAUUGUUCUUGACAUCCCAUUGUUGUUCGAGGCUAAAUUAGAUAAAUGGACGAAACCCAUUAUUGUUGUUUGGGUUGAUUCUGAAACUCAGCUUCAACGACUUGUUGCAAGAGAUGAGAUCUCUGAAGAACAGGCUAGGAAUAGAAUUAAUGCUCAAAUGGAACUUGAUUCGAAAAGGGAGAAAGCAGAUAUAGUGAUUGAUAAUUCGGGGAGUCUGGUGGAAACAAAAGUGGAGUUUGAGAAGGUGUUGAGUCAAGUUAUGAAGCCUUUAACAUGGACAGAAUUUGGGUUAUCAAGACAAGGUGUGAUUUCAGUUUUUCUUUCUGUGGCUGUAGGUGUUUAUGCUUGUAGAAACUUCAAUAACAGCGCUAAUGUAAGGUAAUUGCAUACCAGUAGUUACUGUUUCUCAAUUGUCAUUGCUCAAAUGAUAUUGGAAACAAAUGAUGGUAAUGAAAUAUUUCUUGUGUUGUUUGUAUUCACUUAUGUGAAACUGUGUUUUUCCACUCUUCUGUUUGUUGCUUUAUGAAUGUGUUUUUCCACUCUUCA
Molecule: messenger RNA, 1069 nt
Organism: Papaver somniferum (opium poppy)
Lineage: Eukaryota; Viridiplantae; Streptophyta; Magnoliopsida; Ranunculales; Papaveraceae
Product: dephospho-CoA kinase-like
Exons: 5
Coding region: 87-905 (272 amino acids)
Biological process (GO): coenzyme A biosynthetic process
Molecular function (GO): dephospho-CoA kinase activity; ATP binding
Source: RefSeq, a predicted model, not a curated record